Fraxinus pennsylvanica is the source of this 315-nucleotide messenger RNA. The record is from the annotation of a GenBank genome assembly. Lineage: Eukaryota; Viridiplantae; Streptophyta; Magnoliopsida; Lamiales; Oleaceae.
AUGGCACGCGAAAUCAUUGUCCUUGCCCUUGUCUUCUUCGCCAUUGUCGGGAUGGCUUCAGCUGCAGGAGACCACAAAGAAGCACACACCACCGGGGCUGAGGCGCCAAAGGCUUCAGCUGCCGGAGGAGACGGUGUCGUUGGCACUGUUAGUGGUGGCCACAGUACCGACGCAGCACCUGUUGGCGGACCUGUUCCGGCUGGAAGUUUCCACAAUCUUGCUCCUGGACCAUCAGCCAAGAGCACCAGACUUGAAGUCACCACCGUCGCUGGAGCUUUUGCUGCCGCCGCCGUUGCUGGUUCUUUCUUCUUCUAA